GCCCACCACCUCGGGGGACUGGGCCCAUAUACAGUGCGCGCUUUGGCUCCCCGACGUCACUUUCACACAGCCCGACAAGCUGGAGCUGAUUGACUACUCCCGCAUGGCCCCUGCGCGUCGCACCCUCAAGUGCAUGAUCUGUCAGGAGAAGAAGGCGGGCCCUUGCGUCCAGUGCCCCGUAGGCAAGUGCCACAUCUCCUUUCACCCCUGGUGCCUCCUCUACAAGGAGCACCCAGACAUCUACGUACCGCCCGGGGAGUACGAGGCCUACUGCAAGAAGCAUUCCCCGCCUGUGACAGUAAGGAAGCCGCAGGUGGUCAUGCGGGUCUUUGAGUUUUCGCACGGGAAGGGAGGAAGGGG
Molecule: messenger RNA, 360 nt
Organism: Nannochloropsis gaditana CCMP526
Exons: 1
Biological process (GO): regulation of transcription by RNA polymerase II
Source: RefSeq, a predicted model, not a curated record